This is a messenger RNA of Thermothielavioides terrestris NRRL 8126, 1352 nucleotides long. RefSeq lists its product as uncharacterized. Gene Ontology annotation, cellular component: endoplasmic reticulum; lipid droplet. Gene Ontology annotation, biological process: phosphatidic acid biosynthetic process; triglyceride catabolic process. Gene Ontology annotation, molecular function: acylglycerone-phosphate reductase (NADP+) activity; triacylglycerol lipase activity. The transcript is spliced from 3 exons. Bases 185 to 1036 code for a protein of 283 amino acids. NCBI's taxonomy places the organism in Eukaryota, Fungi, Ascomycota, Sordariomycetes, Sordariales, Chaetomiaceae. The record is from RefSeq and is a predicted model, not a curated record.
GUCCCUGGUCAACUGAUGCGUAACGGCACCCUGGUUUUCUCAAAGCUUCCAGACUCUGGAACCAAUAUAUUUCCAACUCGACUUCUGGCACAACACCUGCUUGAUUUCUACCACCAUACCAUACAUAGUCACAUCACGCACCUGCCCAGAUAUUCUGUUCUCUCGGGUUGUCGGCCUUGCCAGCAUGGCCUUGGAAUCAAAGGGCACCGUCCUGAUCACCGGUUGCAGCGAUGGCGGGGCUGGCUCCGCGCUGGCCAUCGAGUUCCAAUCUCGAGGCUACCGAGUCUUUGCGACGUCGCGCACGCUCACCACCAUGUCCAAGCUCGAGAGCUUGCCUAAUGUCAAGCUGCUUCAGCUCGACAUUACAAACUCCGCGGACAUUCGGGCCGCCGCCGACGCCGUGAGCAAGGAAACCGGCGGGACGCUGACCUACCUCGUCAACUGUGCUGCACAAAAUCACUUUAUGCCGCUUCUCGACCAGGACAUCGAGGCUGGCAAGGCAUUGUUCGAAACCAACGUCUGGGGCCAUCUCGCAGUUACUCAAGCUUUCGCCCCCCUGCUCAUCAAAGCUCGCGGGACGGUCGUCUUCAUCACAUCCUUGUCCGGAUAUCUCAACGUUCCUUACCAAGGGGUAUAUGCGGCGUCCAAGCGCUCCGCCGAGAUCAUCGCCGAGACAAUGCGCCUCGAGCUGGCACCAUUCCAUGUCAAGGUGCUUUCGGUGGUGACGGGGGCGAUCAAGACAAAGGGCCAGAGCCAUUUCGACGACUGGAAGCUGCCGGAGGCCUCGCUGUACCUGCCUAUCGAGGCGACCAUCCGGGACCGAGCCCGCGGCCAGGAAGGGGCGCCGAGGAUGGAAGCUGCCGACUACGCGAAGCGCGUGGUAUCGGAGAUCGUGAAAGGAAAGACGGGCAAGUUCUGGUACGGCGCCGUUGCGGGGCUGGCAAAGUUUAUGGUGUCGUAUCUUCCGUCGUGGGUGGUGGACAGUGCCGUGCAGAUCAGGACUGGUCUCGACGAACUGGCGCGACGGAGCAAGUAAAUAAAUGUUGGGGGUAGGAAGACGGGGCUACCCUCACCACCUGCGGUACAGCCUCUCCGACCAAAGCGGGCAAAGAAUGUUAUCUCGGAGCAUGCGGGGAGAAUAUCGACUUCCUAGUACUGCAGCCCUCGGCAUCGCGCCGGACUCUGCACGUCCACUGAGCGCAGAGCAGAGCUCGCCCCUUCCCCUCGGGAGUCCGUCAGUCAAGAUAUAGUACGUUCACUCAGUGGUAGAUGAAGAAAGCCUGUUAGCGAGCUCGACUGCCGUUUAUUCGCCCGGAACGCCCACCUACCCCUGCUUGGCACAACUUAACCAU